This is a messenger RNA of Sinocyclocheilus rhinocerous, 3794 nucleotides long. RefSeq names its product DDB1- and CUL4-associated factor 6-like. Bases 407 to 3235 code for a protein of 942 amino acids. Gene Ontology annotation, molecular function: protein binding. The transcript is spliced from 20 exons. Gene Ontology annotation, biological process: positive regulation of transcription by RNA polymerase II. Gene Ontology annotation, cellular component: Cul4-RING E3 ubiquitin ligase complex; cytoplasm. NCBI's taxonomy places the organism in Eukaryota, Metazoa, Chordata, Actinopteri, Cypriniformes, Cyprinidae. The record is from RefSeq and is a predicted model, not a curated record.
GUAACUUGUGCGCACACUUGACGCUCUCCAGAGCGACCCACACAUUACAGUCAACAUACUGCGCGUCUCUUCCUUCCAUUGGCUUUGGGCUCGAGAUGGAUUUGACGUACCAGAGCAGCAGAGGCUAAAGCGGAUAGCCAAACAAGAAGCGCAAUAUUUUUACUACGCCUCAAAGCAAUCAUGCACAAAACGGAAACUGAUCGCCGCGGGGGUGUCGAUAUCGAGGAGUAAUAUUUUCUCAUUCAUCCAGUAUCAGUUGUCGAUGAACUUAUAGCGACUGACUAUUAGGCGCUGUAAAGGGAAACAAUAAUAAUCAAACGCCACUGAAGGAAGACAAACACAUAAGGAAAGCGUCUGUUCUCCCCUUUUCAUCCAUGCAUGUCUCAACAUUAGAGGUUUAAACACCAUGUCCUGCUCUGGCAACCUCAUUUGGGAUGUACAAAAACGCACCAUUGGAUGCACAGAUCCAUAUGCGGUCAGGACAAAUUAUUUAGGCAGAAGAGAGUUUGUGCAACGACUGAAACUCGAAGCUGUUCUCAAAGUGCACGAUGGAUGCGUUAACACCAUAUCCUGGAAUGAGACAGGAGAAUACAUCUUAUCAGGUUCCGAUGACACUAACUUGGUUAUCACAAACCCUUACAACAGAAAGGUCAAAAUGACCAUUCGUUCAGGACACCGGGCCAACAUCUUCAGCGCAAAGUUCAUGCCCCACACUAAUGAUCAACAGAUUGUGUCCUGCUCAGGAGAUGGCAUCAUUUUCUACACACACACAGAGAAGAGCCAAGAAAUCAACAGGCAGUGCCAGUUCACCUGCCACUAUGGCACUGCUUAUGAGAUAAUGACGGUGCCAAAUGACCCAUAUACCUUCUUGUCCUGUGGAGAAGACGGUACAGUGAGGUGGUUUGACUUGCGGAUGAAGACGAGCUGCACAAAAGAGGACUGUAAAGAUGACAUUUUGAUUAAUUGCCGGAGAGCCGCUACCUCAAUAUCCAUUUGCCCCCUGGUCCCCUACUAUCUUGCUGUGGGCUGUUCAGAUAGCUCAGUGAGGAUCUAUGACAGAAGAAUGCUGGGAACAAGAGCUACGGGUAACUACAUGGGCAGAGGGACGACUGGCAUGUGUGUACGUUUUGUCCCAGCCCACCUGUCCACCAAAUCCUGCCGCGUCACCUCUCUGUGUUACAGUGAAGAUGGACAAGAAGUGCUGGUCAGUUACUCCUCUGACUACAUCUACCUGUUUGACCCCAGAGAUGACCAGGCCAGGGAGCUCAAGGGCCCUUCUGAAGAGCGGCGAGAUGAGCUGAGGCAGCCCCCGGUCAAGCGCUUGCGUCUGAGAGGUGACUGGUCGGACACAGGACCGCGCGCUCGGCCUGAGAGCGAGAGGGAGCGUGACGGAGAACAGAGUCCAAAUGUAUCGCUCAUGCAGAGGAUGUCAGACAUGUUGUCACGCUGGUUUGAAGAGGCCAGUGAGGCCCAGAGCAGCAGAGCACGCCCUCAAACUCGACCCAGAGGUACGGCCGCUCGACCAGAGGGAACAUCUGCAACCUCAGAAACACACACUCAGGCACAGGAGCCCACUGAGGUCUCAACUGAAGGUGCGAUGGAGGUGGAGACACCCUCCUCUGAUCCUCCACCUACACCUGCUGCUCCUCCUGCACCUACAGAGCCUCUCCCCAAGUCUAUCUCCUCCUCCUCAGGCUCCUCGUCCACUGUGACAGCUCCUGCCCCCUCCAGCUCGUCCUCCAUGGAGAGCGUUGCUUCCUCCUCUCUCCUCUCAUCUCCAGACACAGAGCAGAAGAGCCAGGAUGAAGUUACGCCCACUCCCUCGGCCACACCCACUCCUUCAGCCACACCCACCCCAUCUAGAGAGGCAGCUUUAUCUGAUUCUCCCUCAUCUGUGGUAAACAAACAGCUUGGAUCCAUGACUCUGGAUGAGGAGCAGGGAGGUGCAGAAGCAGCAGGACAUGUAAUCAGUGAUCAGAGUACAGGAGUCAGUGAAGCUUCCCCAGACACUACAGAAACUGUGCCAUCCACAUCAGCGCCUUCACUUGGCACCAGCCCCAGCAACAGCCGCGGGAGCAGCAGCAAUCCUCCAGGACCUGGGCGGACUGGCACAGCAGAACCCAUCCUUAGUCUGCACUACAGCACUGAAGGCACCACCACUAGCACCAUCAAACUGGACUUCACAGAUGAGUGGAGCAGUCCAACGUCCAGUGCCAAAGGCAGCAGUGGAGGACAUAAGCCUGGGGAGGUGGGUGAGAGCCAGACCAGAGAGGAGGAGCCCACAGGUCAAACCUCGGAGCAAAGUUCGAGCUCAUCCUCAGAGAGUCAACCCACACCCAUUGGGGGCAAAAUUGCAGACGGUGGCACGGAAAAGGCCUCCAUCAGCUCUCAAAACAGCACGCCACCGGCGGCACCACCAGAGGGGCUGCCAACCGAAGACACGGCUCGUCCCAGCGCUCCAUCAGAGGAGCUCCAGGCUGCUGGUUCGGCGGAGCUGAGCGAGCAGUGCAGGAGGAGCGAGACCGCUGGAACGGGCGGCCAGGGUUCGACUCAACCAUCCCGCAAUCAGGACUCAGAUGACAGUGACGACGACCCCAUCCUUAUCCCUUCAGCCAGGUACAGAGGAGGGCAGGGACAGAGAUUUAAUUACAGAGGAUCAGCUGUAGGUGAUAGGAUGAUAAGACGCUCCGCCGCGGCUCGGAUCCAGGAGCUGUUCCGCAGGAGAAAAGAGCGGAGAGAGAUGGAAGAGAGUGAGACUCAGAAUAUCAGGAGACCCUCUGUCAAGAUGAUGUACAAGGGGCACCGCAACUCCAGGACCAUGAUUAAAGAGUCGUGUUUCUGGGGGAAUAACUUUGUGAUGAGCGGCUCGGAUUGUGGCCAUAUCUUCAUCUGGGACAGACACACGGGAGAGCACCUGAUGCUGCUGGAGGCCGACAACCAUGUGGUCAACUGCCUACAGCCUCACCCUUAUGACCCCAUUCUUGCUUCAUCUGGAAUUGACUAUGACAUCAAGCUGUGGUCGCCUUUAGAACAGUCACCGUCAUUUAACAGAGUCCUUGCUGAAGAGGUGAUUGCUCGUAAUGAGUUAAUGCUGGAAGAGACGAGGAACACCAUCACCGUCCCUGCUUCCUUCAUGCUCCGAAUGCUGGCAUCAUUAAAUCACAUCAGAACAGACCGUGUGGAGGGUGAUCCUUCGGAAGGCUCUGGACAAGAGAACGAGGAUGAACAACAGUAGCCCUUCUGCUACAAAUGAAUGGUUUUUUGCUACAGUGCACUUGAGCAUUUGAGAUUUGUACAAGUUACAAAAUAGAGUAUUUCCUUGUUAGUUCAGUUUUUGGCAUUAUUUUUGUAAUGAGACUUUUCGUACUAAUUACUCUAUAUGAGAGUAAACUGCAUCUGGGGAGUUCAUGCAAACAAGAUGAUACGUAAGAAAUUGAAAGAUGUGACUAAACGGCUGGCGCUUGAGAGUAUUUAAGUGCAAUAUUAAUUUGUUAAACGGUUGAGCUUGGAACGGUGUUAAGUGUGAAACUUUAUUGUAGCCUCAAAUUAAGAACUCUGAUGUUUGUAUACCAGGAAUUAUGCAUGUCAAACAUGAGUUUGCAGAAAACAUGUUCUCUUAGUCUUUACCAGUGUUGGCUCUUUUUUUGUCAUUACUAAAUCUUUUGCAUUGCACAGGGAUCUUCUGCCUAACCCCAGUUACAGGUACUACUUGCAAUAUUUCAUUAUCCAAACCAGCCAUUAUACAUUGUUACACUGCAGAAUGUUUGUAAAAGUUUAUUAAAAUGAGAACCGUU